AUGCUGAUAAGAAAAAUAAAACCCUUUCCACGGAGAGCAAGUAUCUUAAGAGCUAUUUUGCAGGAAUACAAAAUAGCUAAAACAGAGGGGGCUUCUGCAAGGUGGAAUGCACUUAAUUUGCAGCUGGAGACGGAACACAGCGAGGAGCGCCCAACUUUUUGCAACAUCUGUCUCUGCGGUCAGGGUCAUUCCACACACCCCGGGCCAGAGGCAAAGCUUCGCUGCUUUAUUUUGCUUUUUCGCUCUUUCGCUCGCCCGGACGCGCCCAUCCACAGACGCCGUUCGCAGAAGCUCCGCUGCAGCCGCUUUGCGUGGCGUCGCUUUCCCCUGCCGGCCGUCUCUGUCCCGCCGCCAGGUGGCUGCUGUGGCAACCGAGACGCGUUCCACGGCCGGCCAAAGUCGCCUCCGCCGGAGAGCGAAGGGCACCGCCGGGCUCCGGGCCGCUUCCACCUCGAUCAGGCAGGCUCCGGGGCGGGAGGAAGGGAGCAGCGGCGCGCGCGGCCCGGAAAAUAUGGAAGACAUUUUGUAAAACCAAGGGGUCUGGUAGAAUUCUUCUGUGAUGAGAAAGAAGAAGAAAGGACUAAUGCAGCAUAUACCAUUCAAAGAAUCUGGAAAAGAUGGCUGGACAUUGGUGUGUUUGAAUACUACAAAGAGCUUAUAGGCUUUAAACAAUAUGGGGAACCUUCCCAUCUUAUGAAGUACAUUGAGCCUAGAGAGGCAGAAUUGUUAGAUGCUGCAGCAGGAGUCCAUAUCAAAUUCAGACUAGGUGGGGAAAAGUUUCCUCCAAGCAUAUAUUAUAAAAUAUUUACUCACAGACCUAUUGUGGAUAUGUGUGCAAAUAGUCCCAAAGACUACACGAAGAUUGCAACCAAACCAAGUGCAAGAAAGCUGCAGAAAGAGAGCUUCAAUGAAAGUAGUAGUGACUGGUAUAAACGCAUCGAGAAUAAUGGCUGGAGACUUCUUUCCAUUAGAUAUUGGAAAGGUCUGGACUCUCUAACAAUGAAAGACAAUACCAAAACACAGGAAUUCCAUCAUUCUACUCUGCAGAGGAAACGAGACAUGGAAAAGAGGAAAAAGAGGAGAAAAAUUGAAUGGCUGAAAAAAAUGUACUUUGGAGAAAAUCUGCAAGCUAAAACUGAGAAUCCCAGGGCAACCGUUUUAAUUCAGAGAGCAACAGAAGGGUUAAUCAGCUCCCUGGAGAAGGAAGGGAUAGACGAAGUGAUGGAAUGGGAAGUAGAUGAAAUGUUGAAGUGGACAAAUGCAUUGAAUUAUGAAGAAUAUAUUCAACUAUGGAAGGAAAUUGGAACAAGCAAGUCUUCAGAAAGUUUUAAAGGUUUCUGGUUUACUCAACGCUACAAUGUUCCUGAAUUGAUACCAGAUAGGAUCCAAGAACUAGUGCAGUCUCAGAUGAAUGUAGACUAAAAGAGAGAUCUACUAUCAACUCACUUUAAUAGUUUCAGAUGAAAAAAUAACACAUCUGACAACUGGACAUUCAUCAGUCACAACAGCAUCAACAUAAAGCUUCAGGAGACAAAAAGGAAAACCAGAUAUAGAAAGAUGGAAUCUACUUGUGGGCCAUAACACAUUAACAUAAAAUAUAAUCAACCUAAAGAAGUUUGAAAACAAAUUUGUUUAAAGUUUCCUAGUGAACUUAAUUA
Candoia aspera is the source of this 1658-nucleotide messenger RNA. RefSeq names its product chromosome 5 C11orf65 homolog (gene C5H11orf65). The transcript has 9 exons. The record is from RefSeq and is a predicted model, not a curated record. The coding region runs from base 1 to 1422 and encodes 473 amino acids. NCBI's taxonomy places the organism in Eukaryota, Metazoa, Chordata, Lepidosauria, Squamata, Candoiidae.